Molecule: messenger RNA, 2856 nt
Organism: Chlamydomonas reinhardtii
Lineage: Eukaryota; Viridiplantae; Chlorophyta; Chlorophyceae; Chlamydomonadales; Chlamydomonadaceae
Exons: 14
Coding region: 85-2151 (688 amino acids)
Biological process (GO): intra-Golgi vesicle-mediated transport
Cellular component (GO): COG complex
Source: RefSeq, a predicted model, not a curated record
UUGGACCUCAAACGACAUCUUCGAGCAACAAUGCGGGCGUCUUGAGCUGCUUUCCCAAAUACUCAGCUAGGCCCUGCUGGACAAAUGGCAGCAAACGCGCCUGGAAUGGCGUCAGCGUCGCUGGCACCUGGACUGGCGCGUAAGGUUAAAAAGGUUCUUGAGAUAAAGACGGAGACGCCGGAGCUCCUUAGCUCGUUGCAGACCCUUUCGACCUUCUACACGGACAACACCCCAGCAGCCCGGCGCGGGUUGCGGACCACUAUCGAGAAGCGCGGCCUGGCCAUCAAUGAGCGCUUCAUUGGGGCAGCAGAGUCGGUCAUCAAGGCGCUGGAUGAGGUGCAGCGCAGCCUGGACGCUCUGUCCGGCUCCUGCGGCGCCAUCAGCGGCGUGGUGGCCGCCACCAAGUCCUCCUCAGCCAGCUUGCUGGCGGACACGGAGCGGCUGGCUCGGGACCUGGAGGCGGUGGAGCGGAAGCAGGGCCUGGUGGCUCAGUUCCUGGACACCUACCAGCUGACGCCGGAGGAGGUGGCGGCGCUGCAGGGCGAGGAGGUGAGCCCCGCCUUCUUCGCGGCUCUGUCGCGUGUGCGCGCCAUCCACGACAACUGCCGGCAGCUGCUGCGCACGCACCACCAGCGCGCGGGUCUGGAGCUGAUGGACCUCAUGGCGGCACACCAGGAGUCCGCCUACGAGCGCCUGUGCAGGUGGGUGCAGGUGCAGUGCCGCAACAUCGGCGAGUACGACGCGCCUGAGGUGGAGCCGGCGCUGCAGGCGGCAGUGGCGGCGCUGCGGGAGCGGCCGGUGCUGUUCAAAUACUGCGCGGAGGAGGUGGCCACGGCGCGGCACAACUCGCUGUUCCAGCGCUUCAUCACGGCACUCACGCGCGGCGGGCCGGGCGGCGUGCCGCGGCCCAUCGAGAUCCACGCCCACGACCCGCAGCGCUACGUGAACGACAUGCUGGCCUGGGUACACCAGGCUCUGGCCAGCGAGCGCGAGUUCGUGGUGGCGCUGUUUGGCGAGGAGGCCAGCAGCCCCGAGGCGGCGUCGGAGCAGAUGGCGGACACGCUGAGCGGCAGUGACGCGCUGCACACGCCCGCGCUGCUGGACCGCAUCUUCGACUCCAUCUGCCGCCCGCUCAAGCUGCGCGUGGAGCAGGUGCUGAUGACCUCCCCGCCCACGCUGCUGGCCUUCAGCCUGGGCCAGCUGCUGUCCUUCUACACCGGCCUGGUGGCGCGCAUCCUGGGACCCACCGGCCAGCUCACAGCCACCCUGGCCGCCUGCAGGGACAUGGCCAGCCGCGUCUUCUUCGAGCAGCUGAGGGCGCGCGGCGACAAGCUGCGCCGCAACCCGCCGCCGCCGCCCAAGGACCUGUCGCCGCCGCAGCAGGUGGUUGAGACGGUCCACCACCUGCUGGAGAUCAUCAACGCCUACGAGACAGCCAUGGAGAGCCGCCCGCACCCCGGCGGCGCCUCUGCCUCGGGCGCCGCCGCCGCCAGCGCCUCCUCCGCCGCGGGCGGCCCAGAGGAGCUGGGCCCCGUGCUGGCGGCGGUGCUGGACCCGCUGGCGGAGAUGUGCGAGCGCAGCGCGGAGGCGCUCACGCCCGACGCGCCCUCGCGUGUGGACGAGGUGGCCCGGCUGGACCCCACCGCGCACCGCGUGUACCUGAUCAACUGCCUGGCGGCGGUGUGGCAGGUGCUGCAGCACCGCGCGGCCGCCAGCGCGCGCUCACGGCAGGUGCUUGAAGCCAUCGAGGCGCACACGGCGGCGCUGGUGGGCGGCGAGGUGGGGCGGCUGCUGGCGCGGUGCGGACUGGCAGAGGUGGUGGAGCGGCUGCGGUUGUACCAGCAGGCGCAGGAGGCGGAGGCGCAGGUGCCCGCCAACGACCCCGCACUGGCCCUGCCGCGCCUGGCGGAGGCGCUGCGGUCGUUCUUCGUGCUGGUGUCCAGUCCGGACGCACUGCCGGAGUUCCAGUCCGUACAGGUGCCGCGGCUGCGUGCGGACGCGGUGGCUCGUGUGUGCCGCUCGCUGCUGGAGUGCUACGAGCUGGUGUACGCCGCCAUUGAGGACCCCACCAACGGCUACCUGGAGGCGGGCGGCGCGGCGGCGGUGAAGCACACGCCCGCGCAGGUGCGCACCAUCCUGGGCGUCAUCUGACCAGGCGGCGGAGGAGGCGGGGAUGGAGGAGGUGGAGGUGGAGGAAGCGGAGGAGCAGGCGGAGGAGGAGGCCUGGUGGUUUGGGAUGGAGGAGGUGGCGGUGGCGGUGGGAAAUGCAAAGUUUGGUGGCGCGGUGUACUGAGUGCGAGAGCAGCCAGGAGGUGUGUGGGUGGAAGGGGCUUGGCAAGAAGGGCUUGUGUUCGGGGCCAAUGCUCAAUGCCCAUUGUAAUUAAUAUCUCUCAUGAAGCGUUGGGAUUCGCGGGGGGCGGUGGCCGGCUAGGCUGUGCAAGGCCCUAAGAAAUGCGGCUCGAUUGGACAGGAAGGGUCAAAGGGACGGUCGGACGAGGCGGCUCAAGACUGAGGCCUUUGGUCAAUCCUGUAGGGACGGGCUGCCGGGCGGGGCUCCGCCCGAUGCACAUCUGAUGGCCUGACGAUAGGGACAACCUGUGCAUGUGCAAGUUGGCGUUGACACAGGGUUUGACAUGCCUGUCGAGGGCCCAGUCGCCCGGCGUCCGCGCAGUUUCCGCCCCGCAUGGAAAAUUUUCUGAAGCGUUUGACACAGCUUUACACUGCAUUUGUGCUGAACUGCUAAUUUGCCGCUUGCCAAUUUCCAUCUGCCAUGGACUGCCUGGACUUGACCGCAACUUGCCACCUCUCACACAGAGUCACAGCUUGUGCGUGUGUGCAUCCGGCGCUCUCAACGUU